This is a messenger RNA of Prorocentrum cordatum, 890 nucleotides long. NCBI's taxonomy places the organism in Eukaryota, Dinophyceae, Prorocentrales, Prorocentraceae. The record is from the annotation of a GenBank genome assembly.
ACCUCCCCAAUGCGGCGUAUCCGCCUGGAGUUCCCCGACUCGGGGUCGAGCUGAACCAUAUCCACGAAGCCAUUCGAUAUCUCCAUCGGAACGUUGCCAGUGUUUCCGCUCCGCACCAGCAUUCUCGACACUCCAGACAGCCAUCCCUUCUCGAUCCUCUGUGACUGCUCGGCGCUGUACGGCGCCCAGCCUUUCCCGUGGGAUCGCUCCCACUCCCACCAAACACUCUGGCCAUUCUGGCUUGCGUCCGUCGGUGCCGAAGACAUGUCCCUGGACGACUCGCCCGCCACCACGUGCAAGCGAGGCUCGCUCACCUACCCGAGGUCGCGCCGGCGAAGGGCCACUUCUUGCGUGCGGCCGGACCUGCUGGGCUGGCGUGCCCUCCGGGUCGCGGCCCGCGGCAGGGGUGGCCCCGUCGCCAGCGCCCGUGCUCGCCGGCCAGGAGCCCCGCGGCCAGUCGACCCCGAUCUGCUCCAGCUCGGGCUCGGCGUGGGCGACGGCCGGCGGCUCGCCAUCGCUGCCGUGGACGCCGCCACCAGGGCCCGCCAGCGCACGAGCUUCCUCUGGCGCCUCGGGCCCUGCAUGCGCGGGCGAGGCCCCCUCCGCCGGCCCGUGCCUCCAGACCGCCUCGUGCGGGGCCGGCACCGCGAGCCGCCGCAGCUCCUCCCGCACGACGCGCCGCAGCGCCUCGGCGAUCUGCUCGAGCAGGGGCGGGCACAGCUCUUCCCGCACAGCGCGCCGCAACGCUUCGUGGAGAUCGUUCCCGCUCGGCCCAAGGUCCAGCAGAGGAUCGGCUUGCAGGCGCGUCACGACCUCGCUCCAGGCGGAAGGGCCGCCGUGCUCACGGCUGAUCUGCGCGUGUCUGGGCAUUCCUUUUCGGACCCCGGGGG